AUGACAGACCAAGAACCCAAUGCGGUGCUGGUGUCCAAGACGCCGGAAGGCAUCACCACCAUCACCAUAAACCGCGAACACCGCCGCAACGCAAUUGACGGGGCAACUGGUCGCAAACUCACGGAUGCCUUUCUGUCUUUUGAGGAAGAUGAGACUCAAAAGGUCUGCGUCUUCCACGGAGCGAAUGGGACCUUUUCAGCGGGAUUCGACCUCCACGAAGUCGCCAAGUUUCAUGAUCCGUCUGGAACAAGCUACAAAGGCCCAAUAAUGGACGAGUCCCACCGUGUCAAUGGACGUAACAUCGGUCCCAUAGGGCCUUCGCGGAUGCAAAUCAAGAAGCCCGUCAUCAGCGCCGUAUCGGGGCAUGCUGUCGCCGGCGGUCUCGAAUUAUCCCUCCUGGGCGACAUGCGCGUGGCGGAGGAAGACGCUGUGUUCGGCGUGUUCUGCCGGCGCUUCGGAGUCCCGCUCAUCGAUGGUGGGACCGUCCGGCUUCAGGCCAUCGUGGGGCUCGGCCGGGCUCUCGACAUGAUUCUCACCGGCCGGCCUGUGGGUGCUCCGGAGGCGCUGCAAAUGGGCCUUGCGAAUCGCGUCGUUCCUAAAGGGAAAGCGCUGGAAGAAGCCACCAAGAUUGCCAGACAAUUAUUGGCGUUUCCCCAGGCAUGUAUGAAUACGGACCGCGCGAGCUGUUACUAUUCCGCCUACAACGCCUCGUCGUUUGAAGACGCACUGAGUCACGAAUUUGAUCAUGGAAUCAAGGUCAUUAGCACGGAGAGUGUCCGGGGUGCGGCACGAUUCAGCAGCGGUGUCGGACGGCAUGGAAGCUUUGAGGAGUCGAAAAUUUGA
Messenger RNA from Colletotrichum karsti, 843 nucleotides. RefSeq names its product enoyl-CoA hydratase/isomerase. The transcript has a single exon. NCBI's taxonomy places the organism in Eukaryota, Fungi, Ascomycota, Sordariomycetes, Glomerellales, Glomerellaceae. The record is from RefSeq and is a predicted model, not a curated record. The coding region runs from base 1 to 843 and encodes 280 amino acids.